Molecule: messenger RNA, 1796 nt
Organism: Closterium sp. NIES-67
Lineage: Eukaryota; Viridiplantae; Streptophyta; Zygnematophyceae; Desmidiales; Closteriaceae
Source: the annotation of a GenBank genome assembly
CCUACCUAAUUAUUUUUCCCACCCUCCGGUUCCGUUCUGUCCGCCAUACCAACUGCAAGCUGUUCCUCCUUCCUUCUGGUGCUGUAAAUAUUAGUGGCUGCUGCUGGUGGUGACUGAAACGCAGCCACGGCAUACACGUGUCAUGCUUGGCGUCUGGCCACCGGCACCCCCUCGGAACCCCCCUCCAGCUGCUGUACCUGCAAUGUGUGACACUAUAAGGAGCGAUUCGAUCCAGUGCUCUUGUUCGACAGUAGCAUCUCACGCCGUCGUUGCUCCUUUAAUCCACCGACAACUUGGCACUGAGUCGAACAGGCUAGAUGGUUGCACGAGCGCUUUUCACUAUUCACCGCAAACAGAUCUCUAGCUGGGAUCUAGUAAACACGAGUCAGCUCUUACUUCCAAGCACUCCGUCUAGUCAACUACAAGCUGUCAGAGCAACGGCUUACCGACGAGACAGUAUAACUAGUCGGCAUUCCAAUAGAAGUAGUAAACCUAGCAGGCCUUAUUGAACCUAGCAGGCCUUAUUGACAUGCUUCGCACUCGUCGCUUCCUUCAGCGAGCGACGGGUUAAGACGAUCGUCGUUCUUAGCCUCCAAGCCGUAUGGCAGAUUCCUCCCCGGGGAUCGUCGUCUCGGGUUUACUAGCUAUAGCACUUUCGGUUCUUCUCUUUUCGGUUCUCACACACCCGGUUAACGCAGCAGACCACACGGCUAAAGCCCACGUGAUAAAGGAUCAUUCUGCUACAAGCCAGAUCACUACAGUUCCGUCGGAUCUGGAUUCGUCUCACAGUCGGCCUGUGGCUCGGUCUAUACGAACAAAGCGACUAAGGGCUGUUGCGGCACGGGAAAAGGCGUGGAGAAAUCGAGUUCCAGGGUCUGCUUCUGACUCGACUCAAAUACGGGAAUCGGCAUGGCGAAAGCGAGUUCUCACGUCCGAGAGAGAGCCACCGCUUGGGAGCUUGCGCCAUGCGUGGCAGCGAGUUCUGACGUCAGCACAGCGCAAAGCGAGCAACCCGUUCAAGCUCAAGCAACCGGAGUUGAAGAUAGAAACGGUAGACUGGUCGGUGAAGCACGCGCGGCUGGGCGGCGACCCGCUGAACGGCUUCGAUGUGUUCGUGACGGGCGUGCUCACGUUCAACGCGCUCAUCUACAACCCCAACCCGUACGGGCUCAAGAUCAACGCCAUCUACGUCCACGCGGAGUACAACGGCACAUUCCUGGGCAACUCCAAGCUCCCUCCCAUGAACGUGUUCGCGCUUAAGUCAUCUCCAGUAAAAGCACCGUUCAACCUGGAGAAUCUACCUGUGAAGAAAGGAUGGCGCAUAUACCGGAAUGGGGAUGUGCUUGCAGCGAAGGUUGACAUCCAGGGGUUUGGUAGAGUCACAUCCUUCGGAAUCAAAAGUCCUGUGAUGCAGAUCUUAACCACAUGUAACAUUAUGUACGUGCUCAAAGGGGGGAAGAUCCUUUCCCAAAAAUGCUCCAACCCAGACUAUGGGUUAGGGUGAGGAUGCAUGGAACGGUGUAUGGCGGUCAAUCAUUCAUGUUAUUGGAGCAUGUGGGUCGUCUGCUGGUAUAGAAGAUGCAGUUACGAGAGAUGGAGGGCACAGGGUCAAGAGUAGGGCUGGGUGGGGUCUACUCUUGCCUCUGUGCCUUCACUAUGCGGAGUGCUUGGUUCUAGGGCUUGAUGUUUGCGCUUCAUAUAUUUUGUUAUGAAUGAGCACUCCACUUUGUGCUCAUUAUAGUUUUAUGAGUUGUAUAAUAAGGAAUUCGCGUAUCUGGUGCCAUUUCAUCGCUCUU